Messenger RNA from Cottoperca gobio, 6197 nucleotides. RefSeq names its product uveal autoantigen with coiled-coil domains and ankyrin repeats b (gene uacab). The transcript is spliced from 12 exons. Gene Ontology annotation, molecular function: actin binding. NCBI's taxonomy places the organism in Eukaryota, Metazoa, Chordata, Actinopteri, Perciformes, Bovichtidae. Bases 187 to 3318 code for a protein of 1043 amino acids. The record is from RefSeq and is a predicted model, not a curated record.
CCUCUGGUUGUCAGUCAAAGUGCGAGAAGAGUUUGCGGUUAGGCGUCAGGUGAAACUCGCUCUGGAAGGGAAGAGCGGACAGAUAAAACUUACUUCGUCUGAACUUUCUGGGAAGUUUUUAGUAUACUAUUUAUGAAUUUAUCCACCAAAGAAAACUACUAAUACCAGACACUAACACGUUACAAGAUGAAGAGCCUCAAGUAUCGACUGAAAAAGCACGAAGUCACCAUCACAAACACAGACUGGAACAAGUAUGAUGAUCGGCUGAUGAAGGCUGUGGAACGGAGCGAGGUGGACAAGGUGGCUGCUGUUCUUAGCAAGAAGGGCAUCAUCCCCACCAAGCUCGACGUGGAAGGCCGCUCAGCGUUUCAUUUGGCUGCGACGCGAGGACACCUCGAGUGUCUCAAUCUCAUCCUGGGACACAGUGUUGAUGUCACUGCGACUGAUGCAACAGGUAAAAAUGCUCUCCAUCUGGCCUCAAGAAACGGACAUUCUCUGUGUGUGCAGAAACUCUUGCAGCACAACAGUCCAGUUGGAAAUGUGGACCUACAAGGAAGAACAGCUCUACAUGAUGCUGUAAUGGCUGGCUGCUCCUCCAGUGUGAAACUUCUCUGUGACAGCGGUGCUUCUGUGAAUGCCAGUGAUUUUGAUGGCAGGACACCUCUGGUGCUGGCAACCCAGAUGUGUCAUCCACGUAUCUGUCAGCUGCUGCUGGAGCGAGGGGCCGACAUCACCACCCGAGACAAACAAAACAAGACUGCACUGAUUCUGGGCUGCGAGUACGGCUGUAAGGAUGCAGUGGAGGUGUUGCUGAAGAGUGGCUCUGACGUGAAGGCAGUAGACGGCUUGGGUCACGAUGCAUUUCACUACGCUCGCCUCAACAAGAACCUGGAGCUUGUUGCGAUGGUCAAAACUUACCUCGACAAAGCCACCAGAGAACAACUACCGGCUGAGAAGUUUGACAACAUGAAAAACCUGCUGAGCAACGCAGUUGACGAGAAAGAACGGCAGAUCGCUGAGCUAAGGGAAGACUACGAUCGUGUGCUGGAGGAGGUGGCCGACCUCCACCAAAAGCUGGACAGUCCAUCAUCCCAGGGAGGCUCGGGGGCAAUGUCUGCCGAGGAGCAACAGAGGAUACUGGAGGCUCUCGAAGGGCAGAAUGCUUCAUUGAAAAGGAAACUGGUCGACGUGACUGCCAGAAGCCAGGCUCUGAUUCAGGAUGUCGAGGAGAGCGAGGAGGAGAGGGAUAUACUGCGGGAGCAGCUGGAUGAGCUCAACAGCACGAUUGAGAUCGACUUCAUACCCAUGAAGGUGCACGAUGAAGCUCGGGGGAACAUGGUAACGGCUCUGGAGGAGCUGGAGGACAAACUGGUAGAAGCCAGCGAACGUUACGGAAAAGCAGAGGCGCAAGUCCAGCAGCUUCAAAGCGAGAGGCCCACGCUGCAGGAGAAUAUCAGCAGUCUCCAAAGCGCCAGCGAGAGACGCCUGAGUGAAAUGGACGCUCUGAGGUCUCAGAACGGCGACCUGAUGAAGAAAAUUGAAGUUCUGCAGAGCAGAUGUGAAGACAGAGCUAAAGAGUGUGUACAGCUGACCACGCAGAGCCAGACUCUGAAACAGAGCUUGGAGGGAGAAUAUGUUCCCAGGCAGGAGCACGAGCAAGUGAAGAUGGAGCUAAGUUCCACAUUGGAGAGCGUCAAAGCUGAGAUGUUGAAAUUGGAGACCAAGGGAAAAGAAAGUGCAGAAGAAUUGAAGAAAAUGAAAGAAGGAAACGAUAAGUUAAAAGAAAAGUUGGAAAAAGUCCUGUUGGAGAUGAAAAAAGACUAUAUGAGCGUAAAAGACCACAAAGCUAUCGCAGACGAGUUGAAUGCUGCUGUGGUCGAGGCAGAGAAUAGAGCAAAAGAAGUGUCAGGGAUGUAUGUGUCGGCUCAGGAGGAAACGGUAAAGCUCACCCAAGAACUGGAGGCGCAGAAGAAAGAACUUGACACCAUACAGGAGGCUAUUCAGUCCAAGUUUAUCCCACUGACGGCGGCUGAGGAAAAAGAACACUCUCACAGUGCCAAGGUGAAGGAGUUGACAGUCAAGCUGUUGGAAAUGGAAGAGAAGUAUAACAAGGAAAAGUCUGCCGGGGAGAGCAACAAACAGGAGAAAGAGAAACUAAAAGUAGAGAUUGAAUCUGUUCAGCAGAGACUAGAUAGUGCUGUGGUUGCCAGUGAAAAGCACAAGAAUGUGGAGGAAGAGUUCAAGGGCAAAUUCGAGGAAUUAACUCAGAAGUUGGUGAACUUGGAGCAGUCGCACAAGGAGGUAACGCUUCAGAAAACUGAUCUUCAAGGCCAGAACGCCCUCAGCAACGCUCAGUUCCAGAAUCUCCAGGAGCGUCUGAAAUCAGAGUUGACUCGGAUAGCGACUUACGACACAGAGCUUAAAGCCCUCCAUGACGCCAUGCAGCAAGCACAAGCUGAUUGCAAGAAAGCAAAAGAGACUCAGCAGGAGGAGGCCCUGAGGGUUUGUGCCUUACAGAAAGAAGUUCAGGAACGCCGCGGGGAUCAGGCGUCUCUGCUGCAACAACAGGCCAAGGCCCAGGAUGCCCUGGAGGCCGAGGUGGCUAAGCUUCGAUUGGCUCUCCGCGAAGAGGAGGAGAACAAUGCCCAGAGGGCUGAAGACGUAUCUGCCCUGCAAUCUGAGCUCCUUCAGGCCACACAGGCUCUUGAGGAAAAUCGCUACAAGGAAGACCAAAUGAACCAGCUGAAGAAAGAGAAGCAGCAGCUGGAGGAGGAGGCUGCCACCCUGAGCAGCAAGCUACUGAGUUUAGCAGAGGAGAGUGAAGAGGCCCAUCGGGAGGCAACCCAAGCACAGGUGGAGGAGAGCACGGCGCGCACAGAGAUGGAGGCUGUCCAGGAGAAGGGAUGUGUCAUCGAGAGAGAAAUUCGGGAGCUGAAAGAGAGAUAUGAUGAGUCGCUCCGCACCAUCUGUGAUCUUCAGAGGAGGAUUCAGACAUCAGCUCAGCAGACUGAAGCCAAAGACAGGAAGAUCACAGAGUUGCUGACAGAUGUUGAGCGAUUGAAGCAGGCGCUGAAUGGUCUGUCACAGCUGGCCUACACAAGCAACACGCCCAAUAAGAGACAGACGCAGCACAUCGACACACUCCACGUCCAGAUCAAGAACCUGCAGCAACAGCUGGCUGAUGCUGAGAGGCAACACAGGGAGGUGGUUUCAAUUUAUCGAACUCAUCUUCUCAGUGCAGCACAGGGCCACAUGGAUGAGGACGUCCAGGCCGCCUUACUACAGAUCAUCCGCAUGAGACAGGAGUUUGUGUGUUGAAGCUUCCUCCGACUACACAAAAUGCUGCCUGCUGACUCAAAUUCACCAUUCUCACAUCUCCCUCUGCUGAAUUCCCCUGCUGUGGCCCCUGUGGGUGCCUGUGGUGUGUGUGUGUGUGUGUGUGUGUGUGUGUGUGUGUGUGUGUGUGUGUGUGUGUGUUGUGUGUGUGUGUGUGUGUGUGUGUGUGUGUGUGUGUGUGUGUGUGUGUGUGUGUGUGUGUGUGUGUGUGUGUGUGUGUGUGUGUGCGUGUGUGUGUAUGCGUGCGUGUGUUUGUGCGUGUGUGGGUUUGUCAUCCGGCAAGAUUUCUCCUAAUAGACAAUUAUUUGUAGUAUGGCUGCACUUUGGUUCCCAAAUAUCAAUGUUGUGAAUGAAACUGUAGAUUUUAGAUACAAAUGUUUAAUUUCAACCUUAGUAGAAACUCAAGAAAACCUCAAUUUACUUAAAAAAAAGCUAUUUUAUCCAUUUCUGUAUCCGACUGACCUGUGAAAUCAUUCUUACUUAAUGAUCUACAUAUGUAUGCAGCAAAACGUUUUUACUUCAUCUUACAGUGAAAAUAAGAUUUCAUACAUUUCUGUCAAAUCUUUCAUAAAUGAUGAUGCAAAUCUUUGAUGCCGCUUUUACCCAUUAUAUUCAGUUGUUUAAAAUGUAGGUCCUUUUCAUACAUUACUCACUCUUGAAAUGCUCAGCUGAAAAGUCAAAUGGACAUGAACACAAAGACCACUUUUCACAUUCCCACCCAACAGUCCGCUCUCAUACAGUACACGUAUGUUUUCUUCUUUUACAGCCUUGUUUGCUAGCAUUUGAGAGAUGGGUUAUUCUCCCUCUUCAUACUGGACACUAAAAAAUAAAUAUUGAACCUUUUAAUACAAUACUCACAUGCCCAUAUGUAUAGUGAAGGAGUUUUUGUAAUCUGGCGCUGAAGAGAUCUCUUCCUUACAGGAUUAUAAUGUAAGAUAUAUUCCAAAGUUUAACCAUAGCUAAUAUGAGGCUUCAUUAGUAUGAAUUAGUCAUAGCAAGUGAGUUACUUAUUUUUUAAUACAAAAUUCCCUCUUUGUGUUUCCUUGCUGAGCCGCAGGGACAUGGUUUAAGAAAAAGAGUAGAUUUUGUAGUAAAAUCUCUGUAAUUUUGGAAGUUAGCCUCGUGAUUUGACUGUCUCACAGAGUGGAUGUUGUCCUCCAUCUCUUAUAUUGGAAGAGCAUUAUUAUGGGAUCUCUUCACGUCCAGUGUGGACAGACUAACUCUUAAUGUGGUCAUCUGAGCAUUGUUGUAAGACAGACUUGAAUCAAUGUGAAGCUAUUAUUUAAAGGCACAACAAGUAGGAUUUGUCGGUUGCUGUUUGUAAACGAGGUGAAAGCCAACCCCAGAUUCACUCUCGUUUUGGAACAAGCUUCUUCAGCUUGGUGUUUUGCUAUAUUUUUAUUAUUUUCGGCACUGUGUCCGCCAUUUUUGUAGCUUCCUCUUGGAUGAGUGCUUGCGAUCUGGCACAUGGUCGCUACCUUUUCAUAGGUUGGCGACCAGAAACGUCCUAAACACAGCAAAAUAGAAAAAAUACAUGCAGACGUCCGCAGACUUCUAGUGGGUCAUAAAUAAUGAUCUAUAGAUUGCUUCUUAUGAAAAUCCUACUCAUUGUGCCUUUAACCUUGUUCAUGUCCGCUUCUUUCUUGAGACGUUUGAGUGUCUCUUUACUCAUUUUGUGGCGCAGUUAUCAUCUCCCGGAGGUCCAAACUAGCACACGUGUUUUCAGAAUAAAACGAAAACCUGAAGAGGGUUAAAAAAUCCAAAUCUAAAACUACUUGCCAUUUUGGUAUAUGGUAAAUAUAGUAAUGUGACAGAUUUGGGAGUCGUGUAACUCACGCAGUCUGCUUACAUCAGUCUGGACACGCUUGUUGCUGGAUUUGAGUCACGGAGGGAGAGGAGUGGAGAUCUCUUGCUGUGUCCUACAGUUUGCAGUGGCACGUUGUCCUUUUGUUGAAACCAGAGUGUCCUCUAGUGGAGAGACUUGGCAGGCCAAGUUGGUAGAAAUUGUAAUAAUCAGUGUGGCCCAGGGGUAGGCAGUUGUUGUUUUUGGAAGCUGUAAUAUCUACAACACUUUGGGAAAUGUAUUUUACAUCUCACAGAUAGCUGAUAGAAUUUGAAAUGUGAAUGUAAAACUAAAUUUACAGAGUUCAAUUUACUAAUAGCUGUUGUUUUGCAUGACUACAUUCAAACAGAAAAUGUCCCAGCUGAAGUUUGACUUCAUAUAAAACCAGAUUUCUCUGCUAGAGCAAGUUCUGCGUACCCCUGAGCCAGUUCCUUGUGACUCUUGAUGGUGUCGUGUAGUGGUGUUGUGAUUGUUGAGCGAGUCUCAUGCCUUUACACUGAUAUAUUUUUCAUAGCUUUGUACUACUUUGAUUACUGUACUACAGUGUGACAAUUCUGAUAUUCAGCAGGUCUGGAAGUAGAACGGCACAAAACACAUUCAGGGUAACAUUUACUGUAGGACGCCAUGUGAUAAGAAGAGAACGGAUCCCUUUAUUUAUGUGGAUAAACAAACACCUUAACCAUUAGUGUUUUCAAGCACUCCUGUCUUUAACAUUAUCAGCUAACACACUUUACCAUGUAAAAGUUCUCACUCUUUUUAUAUAUAUUUUGGCCAAAAAACUCUUUACACCAACAGAUAGUUUAGAAAAUACCUCUUGCAUUUUGUUAUGCAGAUGUUAGCAUUAACACUUAUUGUCUUCCCUCUACUGUUAACAAAGACUAUUUCAAUUGAAUCCAGUUAAAUCUCUCAAUAAAUGCACUGUAUACCAAUCUGUUUAAAUUGGUUGAUGACUUUGACAAUGUUUGUGUUUGUGAAUCAGUAAUACAAAAUCAAUAAAAGUGCCUAACAUAGAAAACUA